Odobenus rosmarus divergens (Pacific walrus) is the source of this 1565-nucleotide messenger RNA. RefSeq names its product leucine-rich alpha-2-glycoprotein 1 (gene LRG1). Gene Ontology annotation, molecular function: protein binding. Gene Ontology annotation, cellular component: plasma membrane. Lineage: Eukaryota; Metazoa; Chordata; Mammalia; Carnivora; Odobenidae. The transcript has 2 exons. The record is from RefSeq and is a predicted model, not a curated record. Bases 52 to 1116 code for a protein of 354 amino acids.
CCCCAGUCCAGGCAGGUUAUAAGGCUACAUCACCAGGCUAAGGGAACACAGAUGGAAAAGAGAGAGACCAUCAUGUCCUCUUGGAGCCCAGAGAGAAACCAGAGCCCAGGAGGCCUGAGCUCCCAUCUUUCUAGAACACUGUUCCUGCUACUGCUGUCUGUGGCCUCAGCCCAGGAUGUCACACCAAACCGUGACACCUGCUUGGUGUUCCAGUCGAGCAACGGCAGCUCCGUCUCCUGCCACCCACCUGCCAAACUCCCUCACCGCUUCCCAGCCGACACCGUCUACCUGGUGGUGGAGUUCUUCAACCUCACCCAGCUGCGGGCCGACACCCUCCAGGGCGCCUCUAACCUCCAGGAGCUGCACCUCUCCACCAACCAGCUGGAGAGCCUCUCGCCCAAGUUCCUGCUGCCGGUGCCUCUGCUGAAGGUGCUCGACCUAACCCGCAAUGCCCUGACCCAGCUGCCCCCAGGCCUCUUCCGGGUCUCGGCCGCUCUCCACACCCUGGUGCUGAAGGAGAACCGGCUGGAAAUUCUGGAGCCCUCGUGGCUGCAGGGGCUCAAAGCCCUGGGGCAUCUGGACCUAUCCGGGAACCACCUCCAGACACUGCCCCCUGGGCUGUUGGCCAACUUCACCUCCCUGCGCAUCCUUGACCUCAGCAAUAACCAGUUGAAGACUUUGCCCUCUGAUCUUCUGAGGGGCCCCGUGCAGUUGGAAAGGCUGCAUCUGGAGGGCAACAGAUUGCGGGUGCUUGGAGAGGGGCUCUUGGCACCCCAGCCAGACCUGCGCUACCUUUUCCUGAACGACAACAGGCUGGCCACCGUGGCAGCUGGCGCCUUCCGAGGGCUGCAGCAACUGGACAUGCUCGAUCUUUCCAACAAUUUGCUCACCAGCGUGCCCAAGGGGCUCUGGACAUCCUUGGGGCAGCCCACCCGGGACAUGAAGGAUGGCUUUGACAUCUCUGGGAACCCCUGGAUCUGUGAUCGGAACCUGGAUGACCUCUAUGGGUGGGUCGUGGCCAACAAAGACAAGAUGUUCUCCCAGAAUGCCACACGCUGCGCCGGGCCCGAAGCCUCAAAGGGCCAGAUGCUCCUGGAAGCAGCCGAGUCCCACUGAGGCCUGGGGCUAGGGUGGGGAGACAGGCCUGGCAGCACACUGCACGGUACUUAGCAAAUAAUUCACCUACGGCUUUCCAGAGCUGCCAGGAUCCGCUUGGCCCAGGCUUCCCAAAAUGCACGUUGGGCUCUCCAGCCUCCUUGUACCCUCUUCCAAGAAUGCCUUUCCCUGGGGGCACUUGGCUGGCUCAGUCAGUAGAGCACGCGACUCUUUAAUCUCAGGGUCGUGAGUUCAAGGCCCACAUUAGGCAUGGAGCCUACUUAAAAGAAAAGAGAAUGUCUUCCCCUGUUUUCCAGAUCUCUUGGUCUCCAAGCUCCCUCAGCCUGCUUGGCCUCCCUCUGGCCCAGCCCUGGCUACACUAGGGUUGUCUCUAUCUGGUUCCGCCUCCCCCACUUCGGGGGGCUCUCCGAAUGCAGGGCCUGGGGCUGGGUUCCCUCAGAGCCAGCAUC